AUGAUUCAAGAUGCCCUCCGGCUCCAAACCGAGCUAGGGCAAUUCGUGCGAAUUCAUCCCGAAGUUCAGGCCCUCCAGCUUACCGAUGACGACUGGUCGACACUUUAUCUACCGAUUUACUGGAGUUUGGACGAUCUGUUGAAUGACGUUCGGAAUGCGGAGGGAGAUUUUGAAGACGUGGGCAUUGAAAUUUGUAAUGCGGUGGAGAGAGGCAUUCAGAAGAUGAACAAGUUCGCUAGAAAAAUGGACGACAACCUUCUUUACUACGUGGCUUCCGUGUUAGACCCGCGUAUCAAGUCAUCCUUGAUUGUGUCUCAAAUGAGCGAGCAAGAUUCGGCCCUGAUCGUUUCUCAAGUGCGGGAAUUUUUGAAGAAAGAAUACCCUCCAGAGCCAUUCGUCUCCCGUGAGGCGGAUCAUACACGUCCUCCGGGGAUGUCAGAAACCAUGUGGAGAACUCUGUGCAAAGUCCAGCCAUCCAAAGAGGCAUCGUUGUCGGAUAUUGAUAAGUAUUUGGAUUCUCCACCGGUCAACUGGUCCCACCAUAUGAUUGACGAUGCGGAUGCGGAAUGGGUCCUCAAGUGGUGGAAAGCGAAUGCGUUUAAUUUCCCCAUCAUGGCUAAAGCCGCUCGCGAUUAUUUAUCUAUCCCUUCGGCAGAAGUCGGGGUUGAACGUGAGUUCAGCAAUGCGCGAAAUAUCUUGGGCCUCCGAAGACACCGCUUGAACGCGGAGACCAUGCGCUGGUUAAUGUUGCUGAGAGAGAAAUCUUAG
Molecule: messenger RNA, 768 nt
Organism: Penicillium brasilianum
Lineage: Eukaryota; Fungi; Ascomycota; Eurotiomycetes; Eurotiales; Aspergillaceae
Source: the annotation of a GenBank genome assembly